Molecule: messenger RNA, 453 nt
Organism: Dothidotthia symphoricarpi CBS 119687
Lineage: Eukaryota; Fungi; Ascomycota; Dothideomycetes; Pleosporales; Dothidotthiaceae
Product: vacuolar ATP synthase
Exons: 4
Coding region: 21-395 (124 amino acids)
Biological process (GO): proton transmembrane transport
Cellular component (GO): proton-transporting V-type ATPase, V1 domain; fungal-type vacuole membrane
Molecular function (GO): proton-transporting ATPase activity, rotational mechanism
Source: RefSeq, a predicted model, not a curated record
UCCGGCCACAGCAACACGCCAUGGCCGCCCCAGCAUCGCAGUACAAGGACCGCCAAUUCCUGGCCGUCAUUGGCGAUGAGGACACCGUAACAGGCCUCCUUCUCGCAGGCGUCGGCCACGUCACGCAGCCCCCCGACAGCCAGAAGAACUUCCUCGUCGUCGACGCCAAGACGGAGAACACCGCCAUCGAGGCCGCCUUUGACAAAUUCACCACCGAGCGCAAGGAUAUCGCCAUUCUGUUGAUCAACCAGCAUAUCGCUGAGCGGAUACGACACCGCGUCGAGGCGUAUACGGCUGCUUUCCCCUCGCUGCUGGAGAUUCCGUCAAAGGACCAUCCGUACGAUCCUGAGAAGGAUAGCGUGUUGAAGCGCGUGAGGAGGCUGUUUGGCGAAUAGACGAUAUCCCAAACUGGGCAUGUAGUGGUGGAUUCCAUGGGCAUGGGAAAGAUGUGAC